UCGCGCACACCCUUGUCGCGGGGGUUUACGCGUCGCGUUUCGCUGCUUCAAGACGCCUCUCUCUCUACGCAAUCAACGAAGAGAAGCUCUCUCGACGGUCGCCGGUUUCUCGCGAGCCCUGAUCGUCGCCGCGUCUACGAGACGGUCGUGUCGACUCGCGAGUGUCGCGUGGAUUCAGUUCCGGUACAGUGGCGGAAACCGAGAGGAGAGAGCGAGAGAGAGAGAGAGUGAGAACAAACGCUGGUGGGAGAGACAGAGAGAGAGAGAGAGAGAAGGACAGUCAGUGCGACUCCGUGAUCGAUCCCAGUGUGUCUCUCGUCAAGGUGUUUUCUUUCCGCGGUCUUCUCGUUCAUCUAUUAUGCCACUGAUCGCGUGUGCCGAUAGAUCGCUUUGACUCGAGGUGCUCGACACAACAGAACGUCCGCAAGAUGUUACCGCAGACACCCGAUAUCAUCCCGACUACGCUCAACCAGCAAAAGUGCGUGAAAGCGCGAGCUCUGUACGACAAUAUCGCGGAGGCGCCGGACGAGCUAGCUUUCCGCAAGGGCGACGUGCUCACCGUGCUGGAGCAGAACACCGCCGGCCUCGAGGGAUGGUGGCUGUGCGCUCUGCGAGGACGGCAGGGCAUCUGCCCAGGAAAUCGAUUGAGGCUCCUGGUUGGCCAAUACGAUACGGGGGGUUGUUUGGUCGGCAGCAGGGCCGACCUAACCAUUUCAGAGGACGGUGUGCAGAGACACGGGAAGAGGCGUAGCUGGCAUGUACAGCCUAAUAGGGUUGUGACACCGCAGAAGUGCGGAGAUGUCUACCUCUACGACCUCCCAGCGAGCCGGGGCAGUCCUGCGCCGCCAUCCAGACACGAUUCACCCCUCAACUCGAACAAUGAGCACUCGCACAAUACGGGACGAUACACCGGCGGCGCGCGUACGACGACCGCCCCGAACGCGAACGACAACGCGAACGGCGGGGGUGGCGAUACAAACGAGUGCUACGACGUGCCGCCCCGUGCGAUCCCGGUGAUCCCGUCGCCGGCGAGCAGCCCGAGUCCGGCCCCGUCGUGCUACGACACCCCGCGGCCGCCGACAUCCUGCACGCCUAACUCGAAUUGCUCCACCGGCUCCGGCAUUACGCCCCUGGAUUGCUACGACGUGCCGCGACCUUUGCAACCCCUCACGCCCAGCAGCUCGGCUUCCAGCCUCACCAACGACGGCUCCCUCAGCGGUUCGAACAGAUCAAGUUUGGCCGCUCCCGAUUACGAUGUGCCCCGACCACGUCUUCCAGCCUCCUCAUUACCGUCCCGGCACAACACUCCCAUACCGAAGACCCCGACACCACCGCCGCCCACGCAACAAAUCUACGACGUGCCGGUGAACAAGGAGCUCCCAUUAGAGCUGGACUCCGCCUUGGAAGGCUUGCAGAGGUUGCAGAGCGAAGCGUCCGCCGCGAUAGCGAGGCUACUGGGUUUCGUGAGCCCCGGCUGGAGAACGCCGCAACGAUUAGACGCCACUCUUAUGGACCUCAGGCUGGCUGCUCUUAGGCUAAGAACAUCUUUGCAUGAUCUUGCCGAAUUCGCGGAAGGUACGCUGGGCAACGCGGGCAAAGCCCCCGAUAAGGGUUUGGCGACGAAAUUACGGCCGCUGGUAAAGGCGCUUCGUGAUUCCGACAAGCUCGUGCAGGAAGCUGCCACCGAAUUGGACACGAUAGAAUGGGACGCGAGUAAGCUAUGUCGUGGCGGUGGUGAUACACCGACACCUACUAAUGGACCUCCGCCCUCGUUAUUACCACCUGUACAACCGGAUCCCCUCGAUCAGCUGAUCGCGUGCGCUCGGGCACUCACGGAAGACGUCCGUCAGGUUGCCAGUUUCAUUCAAGGAAAUUCCACGUUGCUCUUCAAACGAGCGUCCAUCAUCUCCACGGGCAGCAGCAACAACAGCGGCGGCGCCGGCGAGGAUUACGAUUACGUGAACCUCGACUCACGGGAGGUCGUGGCGAAGCAACGGGAGGAGCUGAGAGCCUCGUUGCCGCAGGAGCUGCGCAACAACUACGAUCUGCUGGUGUCCGAGGCGGACAAUGCGACGAUUCAGAUGGCACCCACGACACCGACGCCCAUGGAUCCCAACGAUAAGCAGCUGUUAGCCUUCUACGCCGCUCAGGUGAUCACGCACGGCGCUCAUCUGACUCACGCGAUCGACGCCUUGCUGCAAACGGUCGAGCACAACCAACCACCCAAGGUUUUCCUGGCGCACGGCAAGUUCGUGGUGCUGAGCGCUCAUCGGCUCGUGCACAUCGGCGACACGGUGCACCGGAACGUGACGCGCAACGACGUGCGGACGCGCGUGCUGCAGUGCGCGAACGCCCUGAACGAGGCGCUCGCGCAGACCGUGUCGAAGACGAAGCAGGCCGCGCAGUUCUUCCCGAGCGUCAGCGCGGUCCAGGACAUGGUCGACAGCGUGGUCGACGUGUCGCACUUGGCCAAGGAUCUCAAGGUCGCCAUGAUACACGCUGCCCAGCAGCCAUGAAGAGAGACCCCGGCGUUUAUUGUCGCGACGACGAUGACGACGAUUAGGCCGCGAAAGCACAAGUUCCUUCAAUUCAAAUGCGAUCCUCACGAUCGAGAGCUCCUUUCUCGCUAAGCAUGAAACCGCGCGGAGACUGACGGAGGGGAGGGGGGGGGAUCGAGACGCGCGGAGGAGGCUGCGCGUUUUUCGCUAGGCGCUCCAGUGCUGCGAUUCUGUAACUCGUUAUUGGAGUUAACGACAGUUUCGUUAUUGUUGCGCAGCUUUUCUACGGUAUACGAAAGCUGCGCAACGAUAACGAAAGUGUCGUUAACUCCAAUAACGAGUUACAGAAUCGCACCACAGCGCGCAAUCAGCUUGAACGCUGAGAGCAGAGCGAGUCGCUGAUCCGACAAAGUCGAAGACGAACGCGCGCGCGCGCGCGUGCCCACGAAGUCUCGAUCUCCGCCUCUCCGAACUCUCGAAGAGCGAGCGUUGUCGCUGCUGAGAAUUUCCCGGGUACGUUCGUGGAGGGAGGAAGCACGAACGCACCGCGGGCCGCCGCUCCGUGUUACGUCAAGGUGAAUAAUCAGUGUCUCAGGAAAUUUCUGCGGAUUGUCCGUUGCGAAGCAUCGUCUUGCGAGAUCACGAGACACACGUGGCAGCUCCUGUUAUUAGACUUCAAGACUCUCAGCCCGCGCGUAUGGGCGUAUGAGCUAAACAACAGUAGAGUACUGAAAGCGCCUUUCUCCCUCUCUUGAAAAGGCACAAAGUAAGCAAAGUAGCGCAAGGUAGUGAUUUCGUUUGGAAUCGCGGUGAUAGUAUUUUCAAUUCCAAACGGCGAAAUAAUCAAACAUAAUCCACGCAUACGCGCGCGUUUCAGCCGACACAGAGAGAACAAACGCGCUGCGCGCUACUCACGCGCACACGCCGAUGUGUGCGCGCGCGCGCGCGUGCGCGCGCCGUGCAGCUAUUAAUCCUUCGCAUUAAUCUAAGAUCUAAAGAGAGAAUCCGUGGCCUAGGAACCUGCUACUGCCAAAGCUCCGGUAUAUAGAUUAGGUAAUAAGGGAGCAAAGGGGAAAGCCCUCCCUCCCCACUGCCCCGCAAUCUCUCUUCAAAAGACGAGUGUCUUUAAUUAUUGCGUACUCGUGCAAAGUAUAAGCAUCAUAAUCCUUCGUAGAGAAACCGAUACACAUAGCCGUGUAUCGCUCGCUAAGGUAAAUACGCGCGGAAUAAACGCGACGAGACGAGUAAUCGCGAGUGAUCAAGCUUUCCGGCACGUAUGCGCGUAUGAUGAGGAAGCACUCUUCGGAACGGCUCCCGCGUCGCUCUGCGACGCGAUCGAGUAUCGUCAUGUGUAUGUGUGUGUGUGUGUGUGUGUGUGUGUGUGUACCACAUAUACACGUGCGCGCGUACACACACACACACACACACACAACACACACAUGUUGUGCGUUUCUCGCAAAACUGAUUUGGAAAUGUAUACACCAGCGAUGCGUAGUGUACGCGAAUUGACAGUAUGUUGGUAGUUUUAUAAAUGUAUGUGUACAGUAGUAUACACACAUACACAUACACAUACACAUACGCGCGAUAACUAGACAAGACCUAUAUUCGUGUCUCUCUUUUAGAGCCAUUUUCAGCGACUGCUGACUCUAAUCUUGUCUCUAACAACUGUCCGAAGAAGAACCGCUUACUUUUUACACUCGAAGAAGGCAGCGUGACGAAGAGCGAUAUUGAUCGACGUUAUUCGACGACGAAUUGUGCACCGUCAGCCGUGUUUCUAUCUCCGGGGUUUGCGAGAGCGCACGUUGAAGCUCAGAAGAGAAAACUUGUGACAUCGACGAGCGCAAGUCCGAAUGCGCAAGGUCUCGCUAUUUUGCUGCAGGUUGCUCUCAGGAUCAUCCGGGAUGACACAAGAGGCUUGCAAAAUGAGAACCGGGUGGAGACGGAUUGCUACUUGUUACGCACAGUUUUUUUGGAGAACGAUUUUAAAGGAAUUUUAUACGAAGCAUUUUUACCGCCGGGUCACGAUUUUUUCGAGCGCCCAGGCCUUUUUACGGCUCUUCCAUAACAGCGAAUUGAUCACACACGAGCGCACAACUGUGAGCCGCGGCUAGCGGCGGAUUGAACUUUUUACAACCCGUUGUCGUGAAAUUUUUAUCCCGACACUCGCAAAAUUCGCUCCCUCGAACGACAGUUCCCACACUACCCUCGCACAAAGGAGGGAGGGUACAUCCAAAAGUUUGCUGGAAAAUCGUUUCUACAUGUUUUUUUUUAUAUCGUUCGGAUGAAACAUGUUUGAAAAGAAAAAAUAAUACGAGAUAAAACGACAUAAUAAAAUAGAGGCUCUGGAUUUAAUCCACCAAGAAAAAGGGCCAAUGAGAUUUUUGUGCGCAUAUUUUUUUUAAUGCGCAAUCGAAAUUUUUAACAAAUAUUAUUGCAAUGGGCUCUCACUUUUACUUUGUCUGCUAAACUUUUUAAUUAGCUCUGCUGAUCAUUGAAACUGUUUCCUUUCCGUGUUUGUAUAUUUAUUUAUUUUAUAAUUUUUACUUUAUUUGUUUGAUAUAUUUAUCUGUAUCUAUGUGAGAAAUCUAUGUAAAAAUAUGUCUAACGUGGGCGUUAUUUCUGCGUUGAGAUUCCGCGAGAGAUCCUCGAUCAUUCUCUCGAAUGCUAUAUAGACUAGUGGCUGUCGGGAGAGACGGGAGAGACGGGAGAGACGCGUACGAUCCGACCGCUGGCUCGCGGCGCACACUCGUUCCAAUGGCAUUCUCCAUACGCGCGAAAGUGUACUUAAAAAUGACUCGCCAGCUACAGAACUCGGCUCGUAGGUCGCGCGUGAAAUUACGCGGACGCGAGCAGCGUUUACAGCACACGUCGUUGUCAGCCGUGCGUUGAGACACAACCGGCCGUUUCGUUGCAGCUUUACAAACGCGCUCGCGAGCGCUCGUUAAGAUUUCCGUGAGACGCGAUCUCUCGACAUUUUCUUCUUUACUUAAGGGCUUUCACACAUACACACACACACAUACACACAUACACAAACACAAGCGCAUCGCCGUGUCCUCGCGAGCCUCACGAUACGGCGACUGCGUUUGACUUGCGAUAUUUGUGUGUCUCACGGAUAGUUUACAUUUAUUUUUUAGAGAUUAUACACCCGUGCAUAUCUCUGUCGUACAUAGUGAAGCGUUUAUACACGAAGCCUCGUUUAUGAGACCUGUAUUAUAAUUUAUUAGCGACGCGUUUUUGUAAUAUAUUGCACGUAUGGCAGGCAGUUACUGUGUACGUAGAGUUACUGUAUACUUAGAAGAAGAAGAAGAAGAAGAAGAAGAUGGAAAACAAAAAUUUAUACAUAGUCGAACUGAUAGGUGCUUAUCUGCGCGUUGAACCCACGUACUCAGAUGUGUCAUGUGUCGUAGGCGUUCAGGUGGACUAGUUUCUUCGCAUUUUGUAACGCAGGCUGUUAGGUGUGUUUGACUGACACCAAAACCGUGUCGAAGGAAGGCAAAACACCAAUUUGUCGUUGUCCUGAUUUCUCUGUCGCGUACACUGUCGCUUCUAAAACGGUUCGAACAUUUCUUCUUGAUGCAGCUUGAAGCCUAAUCGAUGGCUGAUGACGAAAGAACUUUCUUUUUUUUUUUUCUCUUUAUUUCCAGAAGAGUUGAGUCUUCUCUCAUCGGUUGUGGUUACAAACAGCAUCGGCGGAAAGUGUCCAAGCCGCGUUGGGACCACCAUGGUGUACACGAGAGAUUCGUGAGAAUCCUUUGGCGUAAUCGCGCAUCGCUCUGUGAAGUCUCCGCGGCGUGAUGGCGCGGCGAACGUAGCCGCGCAAAAUUGCCCCGAGACUUCAUGAGAGCGCCAACGAAUCACUCUUACCUUCUCCCCCCUCGUCUCCGUAACAUAACGGAUGUACGCGUAACUAUAUUUCGUAUUAUUAUGAUAAUUAUACAACUUACGAACUGCAUAUAUUAUAUGUCGAGAGUAGUUAUUCUAAAGUUACAACUAGAGGAAGAACUCUCGAGAUGUAAGACACACACACACACACACACACACGUGAUAUCCUCGGAGGAACUCUAUCACACAUCGAAUCGUUUUCUCAUGACGCUUGAAACCCAUUUUCGGUAUAUGGCGCGAGAGCGCCACUCUCUUUGUUUUGUCACUUGGAGAAAUCCUGCCGUUGCAUCGAACAAUAACACGCUCGGUCUCGCUCGGUCGAGACGCGCCACAAGCUGAAUUGAUUGUGUUACCUUUUAAGAACACCUUAUUUGUACAUAGAUAUAUUUAUACAUAUAUUAUAUAUACAUAUACAUAAUAAUAAUUCGUAUCACAAAACCAGAAUAUGUACACUUGAGCGUAUUGGUAUAUCCGACGAUACAAUAGUGAAGUAAACUUGUUUGAAUAUCGUGCAAUGUCAAAAAUAAUUUUUAAGCCAAAAUAUAUCUAAACGGAAAAAGGCGUUCAAAGGGAAUAUCUAGGCGAGACUAAUAUUCAUCUCAGACUCGAUCUUUAAAUGUAAGUAAAGAAGUUGUAUGAAAUUGAACUCAUUUUCAGUGCUUUGCAAACAGAAAUAGGUUAAAGAUUCUUCUAUUCUCUGCCAUGUACUUCAGGACACACAUCCGAACGACGAGAGGAUGAUCCUGCAGGAUUAAUUUUGCACAUUGACACGUUAUCUGUACACUUAUAGAUUUCGAUCGUUUCAAUAAAGAUACAUGGAAGAGAGAAUCGAGAGACGAGAUAGACAA
Molecule: messenger RNA, 7228 nt
Organism: Harpegnathos saltator (Jerdon's jumping ant)
Lineage: Eukaryota; Metazoa; Arthropoda; Insecta; Hymenoptera; Formicidae
Gene: p130CAS
Product: Serine_rich_CAS and FAT-like_CAS_C domain-containing protein p130CAS
Exons: 9
Coding region: 429-2516 (695 amino acids)
Biological process (GO): cell surface receptor protein tyrosine kinase signaling pathway; cell migration
Cellular component (GO): plasma membrane; cytoplasm
Molecular function (GO): protein binding
Source: RefSeq, a predicted model, not a curated record